CUGAUAGGAUCGCUGAUAGGAUCGCUGAUAGGAUCGCUGAUACAUGUAGGAUUAUAACUUUUGACCCCUCCAUCGUCAAACCACUUCACGCGACAAGAGAUCCCCAACGCUCACCACCGACGCGAUGGAUCAGAUAUCUCUUAACCACGAGGCCUCGGCCGGCGACACACACAAACAAUUGGUUACGUCACUUCCUCCGGAAGUCGUCCAAUGCCUCGAAAAUGCUCGCUUUCUUCACCUGGCGACAUGUACCGAUAACCAACCGCACGUGUCACUGAUGAAUUACACUUAUAUCCCUUCUUCACAAUAUUCUUCCGCGCCGGUUAUCGUCAUGACGACGAAUCCUUCGUCUAAGAAGACUAAUAACCUCGUGGUCAACCCUAACGUCUCCUUAUUAGUUCACGACUGGGUCUCACAUAGGCCUCCAACCCAGGGCCGGAGGAUGUCGGGUGGCUCUCCCGGACCCGAGAAUAGAUCGAGCCUAGCAUCGCUACUGCUGAACCUCAACACGAGCGCCAUAUCCAGCAUCAGUGCAACAAUCAACGGGACAGCGGAGCUCGUAUCCCGCGGCUCGGCCGAGGAGGAAUAUUAUCGUAGCCAGCAUCUCGAGAACAACACCUUCGACUCCGAGGGCGGCGUCGCGUUCAACGCUGCGGGUGGGCUGACACCGGGAGGGCAGGAAGAUGGUGGUCGCGAGUGCUUCGUUGCGGGCGAGGAGGUGCGCGUUAUACUGGUGCAUAUCAAUGAUAUACGAACCAGCGACUGGAAGGGCAGCGUCAAGGAUUGGGUUUUGGUUCCGGAUGCGAAUCCGGCGCCGACUGUGAAUGGUGGGGGAGCUGGUCUGUGAGUAGGCGAAGUUGAGCUGCUUUUGAGAGAGGCAGCUUUAUUAUUUGCUCAGUGUCGCUUCACUUCAGUUCGGCGCAUUUGGUAAGUUCUUUGCGAGACAGGAGGAUUUUCACCCCUACUAUAUGUUCCAUGCAUUAUAACAUCGGAAUGGCUCGUCCUAUAGCACUUUACAUGGGUUAAAAACCAAUUACGCUUUUUAGUCAAGAUUUAAGUAGUAGAGAAUACGUUAAAAGAAGUAGCCCGUUUGGCUACCUAAAACUAUAUCACGUAUAUACUCCAUGUUUACCAUUUUGAGGGUUAGUUAAUUCAUAAUAAUAUUUGAUUUCGAACU
Daldinia loculata is the source of this 1177-nucleotide messenger RNA. RefSeq lists its product as uncharacterized. Gene Ontology annotation, cellular component: cytoplasm; nucleus. Lineage: Eukaryota; Fungi; Ascomycota; Sordariomycetes; Xylariales; Hypoxylaceae. The record is from RefSeq and is a predicted model, not a curated record. The transcript has 3 exons. Bases 125 to 847 code for a protein of 240 amino acids.